Xyrichtys novacula (pearly razorfish) is the source of this 426-nucleotide messenger RNA. The record is from the annotation of a GenBank genome assembly. NCBI's taxonomy places the organism in Eukaryota, Metazoa, Chordata, Actinopteri, Labriformes, Labridae.
AUGUCUCUCCCGGUGAAAGUGAUGAGGGACGGGCUGCUUGAGAAGCGCAGCAGCGGGCUUCUCCAGCUGUGGAAGAAGAAGCGUUGCGUACUCACAGAAGAAGGACUUCGCCUGUACAACUGCAAAAGCUCCGGCGUUGGAGAUGCUCCGGGUUCAGCGUGGAGCUCCAAAGCUAAGGAGCUCCGAUUUGAGCGCAUGGCCACGGUGGACUGUGUGGAGUACAAGCGAGGGCUGGUGUACUUCACUGUAGUCAUGGUUACCGGGAAGGAGAUUGACUUUCGGUGUCCUCAAGAGGGGACAGCUUGGAACGCGGAGAUCGCUUUGGCACUGGUGCGUUACAAGAACAUGCAGGCCGUGCAGACAGGGAGGAACAGGCACCUGUCCUCGGCACACCUGGGGAGCACUGGGGAGGAUGAGGAGCUGUGA